AUGUCUGUCCACUUCAGCUCGCGCUCCGCCGCCUUCCCGGGCCGCGGCAGCCAGGGGCGCUGGAGCUCGGCGCGCCCCGCAGGCUUCAGCAGCAGCAGCCUCUACGGCCUGAGUGCCUCGCGGCCGCGUGUGACCGCACCCUCCGCCUACUGGAGCCCAGGGGCCGCCGGCAUCCGCGAGGUCACCAUCAAUCAGGGCCUGCUGGCCCCCCUGAACUUGGCCAUCGACCCCUCCAUCCAGCAGGUGCGCCAGGAGGAGCGUGAGCAGAUCAAGACUCUCAAUAACAAGUUCGCCUCCUUCAUAGACAAGGUGCGGUUUCUGGAGCAGCAGAACAAACUGCUGGAAACCAAGUGGGCACUGCUGCAGGACCAGACCUCAGCCAAGGGCAGCCGCCUCCCGGCCAUCUUUGAGGCCCAGAUUGCCGGCCUGCAGCGGCAGCUCCAGGGGCUGCAGACCGACGGGAGCCGCUUGGAGGUGCAGCUGAGGAACACCCAGGAUGCUGUGGACGACUUCAAAAAUAAGUACGAAGAGGAAAUCAACCGCCGCAUGGGUGCGGAGAAUGAGUUUGUGGUGUUGAAGAAGGAUGUGGACGCUGCCUACAUGAACAAAGUGGAGAUGGAGGCCAAGGUGGAUGCCCUGAAGGAUGAGAUCCAAUUCCUGACAGCCAUCUAUGAGACGGAAUUGUCAGAGCUGCGGUCCCAGAUCUCAGACAUGUCUGUGGUGCUGUCCAUGGACAACAGCCGCACCCUGGACAUGGACGGCAUCAUCGCCGAGGUCAAGGCCCAGUAUGAGGACAUGGCCAAUCGCAGCCGGGCCGAGGCCGAGGCUCAGUACCAGACGAAGCUGGAGACCCUGCAGGCCCAGGCCGGCAGGCACGGGACUGACCUCCGGAACACCCGGAACGAGAUUGCGGAGAUGACCCGGGCCACCCAGAGGCUGCAGGCUGAGAUCGACAACGUCAAGAACCAGCGUGCCAAGCCUGAGGAAGCCAUGGCUGACCCCGAGGACAACGCGGAGCCGGUGCUCAAGGACGGGAGCACCAAGCAGAAGGAGCUCGAGGUCUCCAUGCUCAGAGCCAAGCCGGACAUGAAGCGGCAGCUGCAACAGUCCCCGGGUGUCCUGUUCAUCAGGCUGGAACUGGAGGACAGCUCCCCCAAGCUGCUGGAGGGCAAGGAGAGCAGGUCGGCUGGUGAUGGAGCGGAAGCCGUGGAUAUCUGACGACUCCCAUCCCUGCUUCCAAGACUGGGAGACCGACCCCAGAAAGGAUGUCGGAGUCGCUUCCAAUAAAGCAGCCUGUGUUAGAGAG
This is a messenger RNA of Echinops telfairi (small Madagascar hedgehog), 1306 nucleotides long. RefSeq names its product keratin 7 (gene KRT7). Gene Ontology annotation, biological process: intermediate filament organization; keratinization. The transcript is spliced from 9 exons. The record is from RefSeq and is a predicted model, not a curated record. Gene Ontology annotation, molecular function: structural constituent of skin epidermis. Gene Ontology annotation, cellular component: keratin filament. NCBI's taxonomy places the organism in Eukaryota, Metazoa, Chordata, Mammalia, Afrosoricida, Tenrecidae. The coding region runs from base 1 to 1218 and encodes 405 amino acids.